UUUAAUUUGCUCAGAGCAGAAAGCGGUAGUGGACGUCUCCCAGAAAACGCGAUAAGUGAAUAUAAAACUCGAACUUGCGUUGCUGUUCGUCCUGUUAAGGGAAUAAAACAAAAACCUUUUUAAAAAUGGCUCUGGUUCCGGCUACCAACAACACAGAUUGGGACUACUGGGAUUACCGCCGGAGGCUGUGGCGCGAUUGGGACUUGAACGACUGGGACUUGCCCUACUGGAAGCGGUCACUGUCUCGCGUUGGAUCCGCGCCCGAUCUCAGUCGGGUUAUUGUCGGAAAGGACGGCUUCGAGGCCAAUGUGGAUGUUCACCUGUUCAAGCCGUACGAGAUUAGUGUUAAGACCUCGGGGGAUACGGUCAUUGUGGAGGCCAAACACGAGAAGCGACGGGACGGUGAUACCUUCGUCGGUCGCCACAUCGUCAAGCGGUUCGUCCUGCCCCGAGGAUAUUAUCCCAAUGACGUGCGAUCGGAACUGUCAUCCGAUGGCAUACUCACCGUCAAGUGCCCGCCGUAUUUGACCAACGAGCGGAGUGUGUACGUCCGCCAAGUGGGUCCUGCGUAUCUAAGCAUCAAGAACUAACCAAGUCUACAGCAUCGCCAUUCCGUGUUUUGUUCUUAGUUCUUUUCUGUUGGAGCAAAAGUUGACCGACAAAAUUAUGCACAUAAUUCUAAGACUAGAAUUGGACUCUUUAUGUAAUUAACAAGCCAAAAGUUGUUUAGUUAAAUAAAAUAAAAGUUUAAUUUAUUAAUAAUGAA
Molecule: messenger RNA, 766 nt
Organism: Drosophila ficusphila
Lineage: Eukaryota; Metazoa; Arthropoda; Insecta; Diptera; Drosophilidae
Product: heat shock protein 27
Exons: 1
Coding region: 126-590 (154 amino acids)
Biological process (GO): response to heat; protein refolding
Molecular function (GO): protein folding chaperone
Source: RefSeq, a predicted model, not a curated record